Messenger RNA from Plutella xylostella (diamondback moth), 2028 nucleotides. RefSeq lists its product as uncharacterized. NCBI's taxonomy places the organism in Eukaryota, Metazoa, Arthropoda, Insecta, Lepidoptera, Plutellidae. The record is from RefSeq and is a predicted model, not a curated record.
UAUUUAAUGUUUACAUACAUACAAUAGAUCGAGUUGAUUGUUGGUAUUGUCAUAAAUAUUUUUUUUCACGCUUGGAAAAGUAAAUAAAUCACGACACGCUCCAUUUUCAUUCUUCCUUUGAUCUCUGAAUAGAGUCAACGUUAAAUUAGGUAUAUGAAAAACGCGUCGGUUUUUUAAGUGAUUAUUACAAUGAUCGUGUUAUCAGGUAAACUGAACUAGCUGGAUGUAUUGCUCUGUGUUAACAAGGUCUAAUUAAAAUGUUAAAGGCACUACUCAUCACUCUUUUAGUUUCGAAAGAAGUCAACAGUUGUGGGCUAGAUUUCUUGGCUUACAAAGUUAUCAAUGGAGUCACUGGUGCCUAUAACUACGCUGUCAACGGCUUCAAAACAAGUUUAGACAAACUUAAGGAGAUCCAUCAUGAUGUUUCAGAAGAAAAAGUAGUGGAGAAAAGCACACCACCUCCUUACUCAGAGGCAUUAGUUGAAUAUUUCAACUCAAGACAAAAUGCAGAAAGCCAAAACGGAAUGGAAGGGAAUACUAUACCACCAGAUUUUCCAGAGAAUUACAAUAUUCCUGCUGUUCAGAACGCGUUUUUAUAUAAACAUCGACCCCCAAAAGUGUUACCAAGAACUACUACUGUCAAAACACCAAAACCCAAGCCAAAAAAGUGGGAAGACUGGUUCAUCUCAACCACAGAAUAUUCACGCAAAGAUCUAUAUGUGCUGUCAAGAUAUCCACAUAUAACAGGCCCACCGACUAAUAUCUACACAGGAAAGAAGAUCCCUAAAAAACUCUCAGAUUUUGCUGUUCCCAUAACCGACGUCCCAAUGAGGGGAAACCUCUAUGAUAAAGCUGUUGCAACAAUCGAACACGGUGAACCUGUAAAUCGAUUCGCUGUUCCCAUGAGGGGCAAUCUUUAUGAAAAGUUAGUGAUUCCUACUCAACAACCAAGAAGUUAUGUAGACUUAAAAAAGGAACUGCAGAAACCGAUAGAGGAACCAUUAAUAAAACCCAGUGAAUUGCGGUUUGCUCAAGAUCGAUUAAGGAUGCAAAAUGUAAUAAAUUACUUUAAACCUGAAGAUUUUAUUAAAUACAAUAUCUUAAAAGAAGCUUUGGGCCACGGGGAUAAAUUUCAUCAAAGCCAAAAUGAGCAUAAUCGUGGCUAUUCAAUAUAUGGUGAAGCUAAACCAGAACCAACAAUCGAUCGCAACGUAUAUGACUAUCUAGCUAAAAUAUCAGAAAAUACAGGAAAUGACGAUCAUGAGAAAUUUAUAAAUUUCAAGAAAGCAGCAGAAGAAUUAAAAAUUAAACAUUUAAAUGAAAUAUACACUCAAGGUGAAGGUGAAGGUGAAUUGAAAAAAAUAAAAAUGGAUUCAGAAGAAGAUAGAUUACCACUUUAUGAAGUGACUGUUCCUGCAGAGAGACCUAAAUAUGAGCCAAAUGCAAUCCCUAUCCACCGAUAUGGGAACAGUGUUUCAGAUACAGACAGACAUUAUGGACCUGGUGCCAGAUGGUCUGAAACUAAAAUGAAACAUUACCUGAACAUGGUGAGAGACGGAAGGUUUCCAAGGAUUCAAGCUGCUAUGAGGCCGCUUAAGUUAGAUACUCCUCCAACCCGCCCUAUGAAGAACUUGCUCAAAAUGGUGAAACCUCCUUUGUAUGAAGUCCGACCAGAGAAAGACGUUAUAUCCUCCAAUCCCAAGCACGAUGACGAAAAAAGAAAAAUUGGCAAAGCACUAGCCAAGAUGGAGAAAUUGAAGAAAGAAAAAAAAUCAGGAGUCACAAGAAAACCAAACGUUAUCAGAGAGAUGUUGCAAAAGGAAAAUCAUUUAUUCGAUGAUAUACCUGAACUAAGGAAGACAGUAAAGUCAUCAGCUCAAGAUGAUGACUAUGAUAAACGUGAAUACUUCAAGCCAAAGAUGUUAGAAAGUUAUCGGAAACUCGUAGACUUGAAUAUGUUGUAAAUAUAUGGUGUCAAGAUUCAGUUGUAUGUACCUACCUAUAAAUUAAAUAGAUUAUCAUUAAUAG